This is a messenger RNA of Coffea arabica (coffee), 1237 nucleotides long. RefSeq names its product ABC transporter B family member 9-like. Gene Ontology annotation, molecular function: ATP binding; ATPase-coupled transmembrane transporter activity. NCBI's taxonomy places the organism in Eukaryota, Viridiplantae, Streptophyta, Magnoliopsida, Gentianales, Rubiaceae. The record is from RefSeq and is a predicted model, not a curated record. Gene Ontology annotation, cellular component: plasma membrane.
UUCUCGUUGAUAACAAACACCUCUCUUUCAAUAGCAAACCAUGCAGGAAAACACAACAGCUUCUCCGACUCCAAAACAAACACAAAAAUCUAGCAAAGCAAAUGAAAAGGGUUUUUCCCUCUUCACCCUUUUCAAGUUUGCUGAUGGAGUUGACAUAUUCUUGAUGGUUUUUGGGUCAAUCUACGCCAUUGCAAAUGGACUAGCACAACCUGUUAUGGCACUCCUAUUCGGUGGUGUUGUUGACACUUUUAGCACUGCAGAUUACCAGCAUAUGCCUCAAGAUAUAUUGCGGGUAUCUAUCAAGCUACUAUACUUGGCUGCUGGAGCAGGGAUUGCUGCACAAAUGCUUGUUAAUCAAAGCCUACCCUUUUUAACCGAGAGAUCAAGUUGAUUUUAGAGAAGAUGGUUCGACCCGAUAGGAAGGAUUGGAGUAUGAGACUUGAAGAUGCUUUAUGGGCAUAUAGAACGGCGUAUAAGAUGCCAAUCGACAUGCCUCCUUAUCGUUUGGUAUUUGGAAAGCCAUGUCACCUCCCCGUCGAGUUCGAACAUAGAGCAUUUUGGGCGGUUAGGCAAUGCAAUAUGGACAUCGAAGAGGGCAGAAUUCAAAGGAAAUUACAGUUACAAGAAUUGGAGGAGAUUCGAAAUGAAACCUACGAGAAUGCUGUGAUUUAUAAGUAGAAAAAUAAGAUAUUUCAUGACCAGCAGGUCUCUAGGAAGACGUUUGAAUAAGGGCAAAAAGUUCUACUGUACCACUCGAAAUUGAAGUUAUUUCCAGGUAAGUUACAUUCUCGUUGAAUCGGUCCCUUCGUUGUAACUAAUGUCUUUGAUUAUGGUGCAGUGGAGAUCCAGAGUUUAAGGACGGAGAAGAAAUUUGUGAUGAAUGGUCAUCGUCUCAAGCCAUAUUAUGAUGGGGCUCCAGUUGAACGGGUGGAGACGAUGCAUUUGAGGACCCAAUUUGCUUGGUUUAAGCAAAUUAUGGGUUAUGUCUAACCAAAGACACUAAAGAAAGGCGCUCUUUUGGGAAGCAACCCGAAUAUUGGUUUUAUUGUUUUUAGUUAUUUAUUUCUUUCGUUUUGUCGUUUCCCCGUUGGGUAGUAUCAAUGUUAAUAUUUCCUCCACUGUGACCAGGAAGUGAAAUCUUGGUGUGCCCACGCGAUGUUUGUAUCUCCUGAGAUCAAUGGAUGUUUUGUAAUCUUGGCGUGCCCACGCGGUGUUCGACGACCCAAAACAUGAACUC